Molecule: messenger RNA, 10998 nt
Organism: Chilo suppressalis (striped riceborer)
Lineage: Eukaryota; Metazoa; Arthropoda; Insecta; Lepidoptera; Crambidae
Source: the annotation of a GenBank genome assembly
UAAGUUACACAAUUUAAUACCACCACAGGUUUAGUACAAAUUCUUAAUUGGUCUGUUUCGCGUCUUUUGCGUUCUGCAAAGCUUGCGUCAAAUACAGCUUCGCGAGACUCUGCGAACAAAACUGACUGAUGUGCUGGCUGUAAGUGUUGAUCUGUCCAGCGAGGAUCAUGGGGUUCAGCCUUGGUGGAACCGGUAAGGGCUUGAAUAGCUUGUUCACAUCUUCUUCGGGUAGUGGAGGCUCGUCUUUAACGGCCCUGGCUGCGUUUUCUUGAGCCCUCUUCACUAACCACCGAUGCUUGUCUUGCUGUUGACGGACAACUAACUGUUGGUAUCUGUUAAACUUGAUGGCUUCUUGGUUGAGGUCAUCAACUCGCUCCAUUAGGCUCCUGAGUUGGCCUAAAAGUACCGAUGCCGUACCAAGGUCCAAAAAUUUGGAACCCUGUUCCUCUGGAAUCAUUUCUUGAAGUUCAGACAUCAUAAUGUUGGUGAGUGGAGAGUUUCGAAUCACAAUUGGCACCUCAAUGAACAGGCUCUCGUAGCCAAUCUUGAGAUUUCGAAGCGCCUCUGGAGUAUAAUCUCCUUCUUUAUACAUUGCAAUAGCCUGAGGAGUUAACCGAUAGGCUUUAAGAGUAAGGAAUCCUCUUGCAGACUUCUUUGUGUCAUAAAUUACAACAACACUUUCUUCAAUGGAGGUCUGAUAGUGGUAUUGUGACUCAAGAAGAGAUUGACUCAAAAAAUUGCCAACAUCAGCACUCUGAUACCAUCCUACAUGGAAAUGAUCAACAUUGACUCUGCGCAGUCUUCGCAUCAUGUCUAAUUGAUACUCUUCUUCAUCCAUAGUGUCAUCGUGCUUUGGAAAUGGGAAGCAGUUGGUUAUCUCUAGCCUGUUUUCAACUACCAAUCCCAAGAGGGCACCUUGAGCUACCUCCAUGUUGCUACAUGACUCUUCAUGGCAAUGUUUCACAAUUUUCAUCACAGCCUAAAAUCACAUUGCACAUAAGUAAUCGCUGCUUCAUUUUCUGGAAUUCUUCUGGCAGAACCACCGCGAUUCGCCAUUUUUACCGAAAAACGUAAAUGGAAAGAAAAAAAACCAAACCCAAAGCAAGUGAACGACACUUAACGACAGAUGCGAUAAUUUGACAGUUGACAUUAUUUUUAGUAAAUUCUUGUCCGAUUUCAUAAAGGCAAAGAAGCUAAAAUCACAUGUUUUUAUUGUUUUACUAAUCUUUUGGAUGUGACCCAUAAUACUUCUGCUUCUUUAAGUGUUUGGGGCAAAAUUUUAUGUAGGUAUCGACUCAGCUUUUAGAGGCUUCUUUCUGUGGGGUAUUUGUAUUUAUAGCUAUUAACGGGAUUGUUACCAUGUACCUUGUUUUUUAUGAGAUCAUGGCGCUUGCAACAGUGCCGAAAUAUCGGAGACUCAUAAAAAACAAGAUACAUGGUAAUAAUCCAUAAUGUUAGUGACCAUGAAAGUUUAAAACAAUAUAUUUGUAUUUAGCGCUACAAUAAGGUUCGCACUUCCACUUGAUGUCUAGGCUGUAAGGACGAAGUAUUCUUUACUUUUAAUAUUCAGGAGAAAUUCAGAAAAAUAUCAGUGUCAAAGUCAUUCCUUCAGCUCAGCACAGCACAGAGAGGCCCCAUUGUUUUCGAUCCAAAAUACUUUAAAUAAAUUUUAUUUGUUUAUGAUAUCUAAAAUGUGUAGAAAUGUGUAUUCAAAUUAUGUUUCACAAAUAUAGUGCUAGCUGUGCAUUUCUUUCAAAUGUUUUAUAUUAUAUGCAGCUGCGUUUCAAAUAAAGAUUAAUUUUUACUCUUACAUUCCGAUUGAUUAUAAGAAAAGUGUUUAUCAAAUAAUGAGUCAACAUAAAUUUUGGAGAGGAAUAGAAGCAUUGAACACCUGUUCAACACAACAAGUACCUGAAAAGAUUGUGAAGCUUUGUUCAUUAGGCACAUCAUUUAUUGUGUUAGGAAAUGAUCAUGGUCUGUACAGUUGUGACAUUGAAGAUCUUCUAGUUUUUAGAAAAAUAAGUGGUAUUUCUGCAAUAGACAUAUCAUAUCAUGAAAAUAUCCUAUAUAUCAUUGAUGUACAUGGUCGUCUUUACAAAACCAAUCCUAAUUUUAAAAACAAAGAAGAAAUUGUUGUUAAAGAAGAUGCCAAGUGUUGCCCUCACGGCUUCAGAAGCUCAAGUUGUAAAGUAAGAUUUAGAAAUGUUGUAUCUAGUGACUUUGGCCAAUUGUUUAUAAGCAGUGAUGGUCAGCUAUGGGGCUGUGGUAUAAUGCCCCAAAUUGGCUUAGAAAGUAGUGCUAUAAAAAAAGUUUUGUUCUUUGAGGGUAGAACAGUGUACAGUGCUUCAGUUGGUCAAAAUUUUGCUGCAGUAAUAGCAAGGAAGAAUGUGAAACGCUCAGGUAACUGUGACACAGACAGUGACAAUGAAGAUGAAGAAGUAUUUGCUUCCAAUUGCUCUCAAUGCCAAACCAUAAUAGGCCUAGCUUCUCCUGCUUCUGUGCCAUCCCUUUCUGAAACCUGUCCACUUGGAGUACAAAUCAGUAAAUCUAGUGAAGACUCAAGUAGUACUACUGCACCUCAAACUGAUGUACACAUUGAUGCCCAUAGCCUUACAGAAGAUUCUAGUCCUUCAUCAGAAGAAUCAAAAAUAGCUAGAAAUAAUGCUUCUCAAAAAAUUAAUAACCCAGACCAAGACAAAACUUCAGAUACAAAAUCAUGUGAGGAUAAUGCUGAUAACACAGAAAAAGAUAAUGAUUUAACAAAUGUAAAUUCAGAAAAGAUUAAUAACAUUUUUUACAACACAGAUGCUGCUAGGCAAUUUUUAAGCAGACAGUUGUCCUGGGUGUCUGCUGGCGAGGAUUAUUUAGUAGAGUAUACAGAAAAACCUACUAGGAUAAUAAAAGAAAAUGUAUCUAAUCUAACAAAUUUUGUAUAUGAAGGAGUAAAGACAGUUGGGGAUAAGGUGGCAACUUUAUCACGGCAUGUGAGUGGUAGUAGUGAUAAUAAUGAAAUUGUAGAGCUUCAAAUGAGAAACCACCUUGAAGAAUUCAACUCACUGACAAUGUAUAGUUGCACAUCUAAUUGUAAUUUAGAAGAUUUACAAUUUUCCACAAGUACCAUCAGUAGUGAGAAAGAGUUUGAAGCUGCUAGAAAGAAGGAAAACCUCAAAAACAUGUCUAAACUUGGAAAAAACAUAUUGGCAACUGAAUUAUGGACUUGGGGAGACAUAUCAUAUGGACAAUUAGGUAUUGGUGAUACUGUCAAAAGGCUGAAACCUAUGGUAGUUAUGAGUUUAUCAGGCUAUGGUUUACAGAAAGUCUCAUGUGGUAAAUGGCACUGUUCAGCUCUUACUUUAGAUGGCAGACUGUUCUUAUGGGGAUAUAACCAUUUUCACCAAGUAAGCUUUGAGUCGAGGGCAGACAAGAGUGGGCCUAAACAAUUUACUGAAAAUUCUGACAGUGACAGAGUGAGAGAUAUGAUAGCAACUGAUCACCAUACUCUAGCAUACACCCAUAAUGAAAACAUUUUCUAUAUGGGAAAACAUACAGAAGGAUACACAGAAGCCAUUGUGAAUUUGAACAAAAAAGAUGAGAAUUGUGAGGCUAUUGAAAAUGGGAAAGAUGAAGAUGUUGACACUGAAAAUGAACAUAAAAAUUAUACAAAUAAAUCACAACAAAAUAUGUGCUACCAUUGGAGAAUAUUAUCUUCAGGCAAUAUUAGCUAUUGUUCUCUCGAAGAGACUUUAACAUGCCCAGAGUUUCAGGAUCUUUCAAUUGCUCAAAGAUAUCUUGAAGAGAUGCUGUUAAUAUAUCAUUCUCUUAUCAAACCUUUUCUGAAGAAAAGUAAGAUAAUCACCACACAUUCCAUUAUAUAUGAAACUGUUUGUGAUAUUUUUAGUGACAUUUUAAACACAACUGCCCUAAAUGUGCUCUCAAUAUGGCAGUAUGCUGAAAAGCAUAUAAAUGAAUGUGAUAUAUCCUUAAUUAAAAAUUUAGAAGAGUAUAUUUAUUUGUACAGAAAGUAUUAUGUAGCUAUAAGCAAUUUGAUUGUUAUUGGUGGUUUUUCUCAAAUCAACAACAUUGUUGAGGUUCCAACAAGUGUCUUCAACUUGUUUAGUGAUCAGCUCCCUACAAAUAAACAGAAAAAUAACAAAAAAACUUCAGAAGCCAUAGUAGCUCUAGCUUUUGUGCAACCAUUAACAAGAUUAAGCUCUUACAAGUAUAUAGCUCAGUCUUUAUUAAGGUGUAAAUCGAAAAGAAAAAAUAUUGAUGCCAAAGCUUACAUUGAUGACAGAUUAAACAAGGUCAUUUCAUCCUUGGAUUCAUUAAUAGAGGAACAAGAGAAGAAGCGAAAAGAAGCAGAUCUUACAAAGCUUUUUUGGGACACAAUAGGAAAAAACUUGGAGCAAUACAGAACUCCUGAAAGGCGACUAGUUCGUGAGUCAAAACAUCGCCCUCUCAAUCUAGUCACACCUGGCAGAUUCUCAUCCCAUUGGUUCAUUUUAUUCAAUGAUUUAUUUCUACAUAUUGUUGGUAGCACUCCUAAUGCGCAUCCUCUGGAUACAUUGUGGGUAGAGCCUGUUGCUAACACUGAUUCCACACAAAGUACUAUUCAGCUCAUAGCACCAGAAGAAACUUUAUCUGUAACUACAAAUAGUGAGCAAGAAAAAACCGAAUGGAUACACUCUCUGAACACUUCAAUCAGAUCUGUACUAAAUAAAGACUCUGUGUUCAAACCACCAGCAGCUAGAACAGCAAAUUACACAUUUUCGAAUAAAAACACCUUUUUUAAAGAAGCUAAAUACAAUGGCAGGUGGUUGGAUGGUAAAAUGCAUGGACAUGGCAAAAUAGAAUGGCCAGAUGGUAAAUUGUAUGUUGGACAAUUUCAAUCAAAUACUCUUUGUGGUCAUGGCAAGAUGGAAAUUCCAGCAAUAGGCACAUACGACGGUCAAUGGAAGGACAAUCUUCAAAACGGCUAUGGAAUAAUGAAAUACAUCUCAGGAGACGUGUACGAAGGUUAUUUCCAAGACGGGCAACCCCACGGUCAUGGCAUCAGGAAGCAAGGGGACUUCACCUCAUCCUCAGCCACUAUUUACACGGGAGAAUGGUCUAAUGGCGUCAAACACGGCUAUGGUGUCAUGGAUGACAUAGGCAAAGGCGAGAAGUAUUUAGGCAACUGGAGCGACAACAAAAAACACGGCUGCGGUCUCAUUGUGACGUUGGACGGCAUUUACUAUGAAGGAUUAUUCAUGCAGGAUGUGCUUACGGGUCAUGGUGUAAUGGUGUUCGAAGAUGGCACCCACUACGAAGGGGAGUUCCGUGCUGCUGGCGUAUUCUCCGGCAAAGGCAUUCUUACAUUCUCCAGCGGAGACAAAAUAGAAGGCUCUCUUAACGGCGCGUGGACGGAAGGCGUCAAAAUAUCCAAUGCCACGAUGCAUUUGAAUGUAUCUAACCCAGUGCUGCCGUCCAAUUCUAAACCUAACUCUUUUGGGACACUCAGCGUGGCACCGCAUCAAAAAUGGAAUGCCCUUUUUCGGCAAUGCUUUCAAUGCUUAGGUGUAUCAGAAACGGUACUCACUCCGACUGCCAGCCAUUUUGCUAAUGGUCCUUCGGGGCCUACCAUAGACAACUCUAAGAUUUGGCAGAAUGUCGCUGUUUCCAUAUCGUGUUCCCAUAAAGAGAAACAUAACAACUCCCUGAAGCGAAGGAAAAGCAACGAUCUAGAGAAAUCGGUGGAUUGCUUAGAAGUUAUACCGAAGUUUGGGCAAACGACGCUUUCGUUGAGUGACUAUAUAGAACUGAAACAGUAUCUGCAAAAUGCUUGUGAUUCCAAUCAUCACCCUGUAGGGCAACUAGUAAUAGGAUUAACAAACGCCUUUAACACAACCUACGGGGGCGUCAGAGUUCACCCUUUACUGUUAAGUCACGCAGUCAAAGAACUGAAAAGCAUCACCUCCAGGUUGUACCAGGUCGUCAGAUUGUUGUUCCCCGCCUUGCCGCAAGAGGGCACUGAACUAGUCAUUCCGUAUAGGACAACAGAAGGCGAAGAUCACGAAGACCAGAACAAUCCUAUUGAUGGCGAGGUGGUAUCAUGUUCGUCGCUACUUCAAGCAGCCUUAUUACCUCGAGUACAUCCAGCUCUAUUCGUUUUAUACGCGCUUCACAACAAACGUGAAGAUGACUUAUACUGGCGACGCCUGCUCAAGUGGAACAAGCAGCCCGACCUCACGCUAAUGGCCUUCCUCGGCAUCGACCAGAAAUUCUGCGUAGCCCAAAAAAGCGGCAACCACCCUUCGUCGCCGCCCCUCGGCCCCCUGAAGGAACAGCUGUUCCAAGAGGCGGUAGAAACGCUGCAGCAGCUCAAGACCACGUUCUCCCCUAUAGAGAAGCUACUGGUCAUCCGCAGCACCUUCCAGAAGAUGACCACGGCCGUGCAGCAAGAGUUAGGUGCCAAUUACCUAUGGAGUAUGGACGAGUUGUUCCCCGUGUUCCACUUCGUAGUGGUGCGCGCGCGCAUCCUGCAGCUCGGCUCGGAACUCCACUUCGUCGAAGAUUUCUUGGAGCCAGCGCUGCAUCGAGGCGAAUUGGGACUCAUGUUUACCACGCUCAAAGCCUGUUACUUUCAAAUACUGCAAGAAAAGAUGUCUAUUAACUAAACGAGAUGGCAACGACGAAACGGAAAGAUUAAACACACUGAUCUCACAGCACUUGCGUCAUAAUAUAAUAUUUUAUAUUUAAACAUACCUAAUAUAAUUGGUAGCUUUCGCAAUAAUUUGCUAAGUCCAAUAACGCUAGUUGUUCAAUUGUAGUUAAGAAAGUAAUUUUGCUGUCGUAGUAACUUAAUGUUGUUUAGUACAUAAUUCAUUGAGGAGCCGAUAAAAUUCUUGCUUGUAAGGUACUUCCAUAUAGCUCAUACAUGUAUUUAUUCACACAAAAUCACAAAACUAAACCGGUUGUGAUCUAACCUAUCCUACUUAAAAAGUUGACAGUUUAACAGAAGAUUAAAUUAUAGAAGUGAAUCAAAAUGGAUUAAUAGUAGGGAAUGUAAAUUCGUGAUCGUUUAUUAUUUCCAAUGGAUUGAUAUGAUAUUUGGUUUGUUAUAUCCAGGAUAUAUUCGAUAGUACUAAGUAUAUAAAUGCUGUGUGGGAGUACCUGUUUAUUAGUACUGUGUAUUCCUCGUCUUUUCCGUCCCUGUGGGAUGUUGCAAGUUUGUAAGACGACUAUCUAUAAAACAUGAUGGCAUAGUGCAGUCGUAUUGAUCACCUAAUUUGCAGAUUUAUGGCAGAACUACACUUAUCUGUCGUAUUGUGUUGUGACGCGUCAGAGAAGUAUUGGUUUAAUACAAUUAAAAUGGUUAGAAUUAUAUUAAAGUCAGUCCAUUUUAAUAGGAAACAUUUGACGUCUGCCAGUUUUAUCUUCAUAGUGAAGUGACCUGCUUAAAAACAUCGAUUAAAGUGAAUGAAUCGAUACGGACUUAAAACUUAAGUGAAUUUUAAUAAUUCAUCAAUCGAAUCCCUGUCUCCUUAUUUUUUCUUUUGGAAAUUUAAGGAGCAUAAUAAGACAAGUACAUAAUUUAACAAACAAAUGCAUUUAUUCUGUUUAACUAUCAAAACUGUUAAUAGUAUUAUUAUCUCCAUCACUGCUGUCAGCACUAAGAGAUAUUAUUAAUUCAUUUUUAAAUAAAUUGUACCUAACUAAAAUAUCAAUAAAUAUAAUUAUGUUUUAAUUUAAUCACAACGUGGCUAUUAAUUUAUGGUGAUAUUUCUUCACAAGAAAUCAUUGCUUUCGAUACUUAGAGUAACAUCCCUAGUGUUUAAAAAGAGAAAAGGUUAACUGACGCAACAUUGAAACGACGUUCAGUUCUUUAGAUCAGAAAUUGUUUAUUAUGUUUAGAAUGGUUUAUUAGUGAAAGCAAAUCGUAAAAUUACUCGUAUCGGUCAUUAUUAUGUAAUUGUAAUUGAAAAAAGUUAAGCAAUUGUGCAGUUCUUAUUUUAUGCCCGCCGUUACAAGGUUACGUUGUUGAAUUUUGAUGAAUUGUCAAAUAUUACCUAUUGGAAUGGCCUGACUAUAGUGUGUUGACACCGUACUCACUCUAACCGCAAAAAAAUUGCGAAACAGAUAGCUCUCUGACGCAUCACGAUCACGCCAGCAUUUAUUCACUACUCUUUACUUUUAAAACCGAUAGUAAACUCCGUCGUGUCGUGUUCUCCUCUACAGCAUUAUCACUAUGUAACUUAGAGUAGGAUAGACAAUGAGGGUUUUCUGGAAUGACCGGCGCCAGGUGGCAGCACAGUCGAAAGUUCUACUCAUCUGUCAAAUCGCGUAUGUCAUAGUCCCAUAGACUAUUAUAGAAAGAUUCUCAGUGAUUGAUCUAGUCUUGAGCAUAGUUAGAAAGUGAUAUCGCUAUAUAUAGCACAUAGCAACAUCCUUUUCUAACUGUACUCAAGUAAAGAUCAACACUUAGUUGUCAUCUGUAAUACGGACCUUUAGAUUCAUUUAAACGCGAUCGUUUGAAUAAUUCGCGUCAAAAUCUUCUUACAACAGACCUCACGCCACAGUGGCGCCAAGUGGUGACGCGAAUUAUCUUAAACACCCUCAGGACAACAGUGAAGAAAUUAUGAUCGAGACUAAAAUGGUACCGCAGACUGCUUAACAUAAGCAAUAAACUGUAAAAUUUAAGCCUAUUUACUGCAUCAGUGGCCCUUGGUGUUGUUGAAGUGAAAAAUGAGAAAUUAAUAUUCUGAUUUGCUCAACCUAUCUUAUUGCAGGGCCGUAGCUAGAGUUGAAUUCAAGAUAUGGUGGGUAUAAGCGUAUUUUAGAUCUGGCGCACAUAAACGUAUUUUAGAUCUGGCGCCCUACCUAAGAUUUGACCCCCCCUCCCCCUAGAAUUAGUAAAUCGAAUAAAAAAUGGGUCAGUUAUUAAUGUCUGGCUUCCGGUGGCAGCCCAGUUUUAAGAGAAUUGUCCCUUAAUGCCCCCACUGGCUACAGCCCUGUCUUACUGCUGAUAUGCAAAGACAAAAUAUUUCCCCAAAACAGCACGCGUAAAUGCCAUACUUCUUGGAAGAUAACAUGGGAGGGCGCCUGUUCUCAUGAGUUUUAAUUAAAGAUUGUGGAGAUGCUAACAAGCUACCAUUACUCUUUUUAAAAUUUCCUUUUGUUUUGGAGUAUUUUAUAAUACAUAUUUUAUUGUGAAUUUUUGACAACAGAGGUAGCUGCUGUCGCAUGAUGGUCUUUUGGUUACGCAUGAUCUUAUUUUAUUUAAGUACCUAUCAGUUAAAUUAACGUUCCCUCGUGUCUGUAAAUGAAAUUUGGUGAGAUUUUGCUCCCCACUCACCACUUCCAUGUUAAGAACUCACGUGAAAAACCCUAACAGAUACUGACUACAGGUUCAACACUCGUAAUUGAGUCAAUUUUUAAUGCAAUUUAUUUAAAAUUACUGUUUCCUAUAUAUUUAGAAACGUGUCUUUUGCGUGAUAUAUAUUGAUAAUAUAAAAUUUUAUUAGCUUGUUCAUUGGGCUUUGUAUUUUAAAACUUGUAAUGUAUUAUUCAAUUAUGCCCCAAUAUUGUAUAUUGGAAAAUAUUUUUUAUAAUACUCAUAGAUAUAGAUGUUUAAUUCCAUGUUAUGAAAUUAGGUUUAGAAAAAGAAUUAUUCGUUAAUUUUAUUUAAUUAUACAGAAAGGCUGUGUUUUAAAAAAAAAUAUUUUGUUCCAAGUAGCCUUUUUAUGAUGUGAUUUUAAAGUGCCAAUAUUGUCUUGUUUGGCUGGACGACAUGUAUUUAUUAAUUGAACAAAUCCCUUAUCAUAUACGAUUUAUUUCUUUAAUGAGGCUCGAAUCAAAAAUCUGAGCAACAUGAAAAAAACACAGUGGAUUGAAUAAAAUUACCUGUAUUAUUUAAUUUGGAAAGAUCGUCAAACACGAGAAUGACUAAACAGCAAAUAUAGUUGAAGCAUGUAGAAGCCGAAGUAGGCUAAGACUAACCUAUCACAAUGAAAUUGUUCUCAUUGGCGCUGGUGGGCGUGAAUGAAAAGAGCUAUGAAUGCAUGAAGCGAAUGAUGUUUGUAAGCCGCGCUUUUUGGUGCUCUGCUGUCUCUAGUUUUUUUCUGAUUGGCACGCGUUAAUGUGUGUGUAAUCAAUUUAAUUUUGUUAUUUUAUUUUUAUAUUCAGAUUAUUUAUUUUUUUACCAAAGAGAACAAAUGAGAUAUUUUUUAAUUUAUAGACGUCACAGGCUUUCAAGAUUAUAAAUAAGUUUUCCGACUAACUUAGCCAAGCAUUGCGGUUUCUUUAUUAGAAAUACUAAUUCAAGUUGAAACGUUUCUAAGUACGCGUAAGUAUGCUAUUUUUGUAUAAGGGCUAUAUUUUAUGUUAUUUUUUUAUUUCUGAACUGUACUAAUUAUAAUCUAAGAUUGUUGAUUACAAGCAUGUUAAUGUUUAUUGAAAAUUUGGUAUUUCUGCCUAUAUUGGUAUGUAUUGUUUCUCUGCCCAUAGGAGGCUAGAGGGAUCUAAAAAAAUAUUAUCUAUUUAAUCAAAUGUCACUUCAUGUUUAUGCAAUUACGCUAUGACGUAAACAAAACAAUGUAUUAAUUUAAUGCUAUUAGUACAUACUACUGUUGCUGGUUUUUUUUCUUUUUGUGUGGAACAAACAAACCCAAAGGUCAUUAGUACAAAUCGAAAAUUUGUAAUUUACUAUAGUUAAGAAACUUACCGGAUAAGACUACCAUUGAAACCACCAUUAUACUAUUUAUUUUGUAACGAUAAAUAUGAAUACGUAUGAAUGAGUUGUCUGUUGUAACUACUCACCAUAUCAAAGUUUUAAGUACUUAUAGUAUUAAUUGUAAAGUUGGAAAUAUAUUUAGCGUACUUAUCAUGUUAUAGUGUAUUAUGAAAGUGCGAGUUUGAAUCUUAUUGAAACAUUUAAACUUUAAUAAAGUUCUCAGAAAAGAUAUUUGUUUAUUUUUACUCACAUAAUCCAGACCAACAUGAGGCACUUAAUGACAACUU